AUGUCUUAAAUUGACCCUGCAUAUUUUGAAAAGCUAAAAGACUAGCUUAACAACCUAAACAACAAUAAUGAGAGCUUUACCGAGAAAAAUAUCCUAGAUAUUAGAGAACGUAUAGGUCGUAUUUCAGAAGAGGUACAUCAAGAAAGAAAUAGAGACACAAAUCAUGUAUUAAUUCAUAAAAAUGUUUAUAGUAAGUCCUUUAGAGUAAUUAGAAAAUUUUCGUUGAGAAUUGUUUAAGCUUUAUUGUAUAUGUAUUACAACAUGUUGAACCUUAAACAUCUCGCAAUACGAAAUUUUCUAUAAGAGCUGCCAUAUUAGAAUUAUUACAGAAGAAAAUUCUUUUAUAACACAUGACAUUUCAAGUUGUUGAGUAGAUGACAGUUGUGUUGGAAAAAGAUAAUGAAAAUAAUGCAGCUAUAGUCAUACGCAUCAUUAAUGAUCUAUUAAAGUCAAACCAAUAAUAAUCUCAUCAAUACUAAAGAUCGAAUACUUUAUUUUCAGAUUAAUUGUUAUUGAGACUGUAUUCCUUCUUUGAACAACGUAUUGAAUUCUUGGUUAAAUUUAAUAAUGAACUCAAAAGAUCCCAAUAUAAAAAACUUUUGGGAGAUAAUUAAAGUAAUCCUUUCUAAGACCAAAAUUAUGUGUUGUAAUCAGAUCUUGAGGAUAGAAGAGAGAAAGAUAUUAGACUAAAUAUUCAUAGCUUAUCAUUUGUUACUAAUAUACCAACAUUUUUUAUUUAUACAAUUUUUGUUCUGGAUUCUAUUGUGAAAGAUGAGGUAAUCAUUUAAUUAUUUAUAUAGACUAAAACCUAAAUGAGAGAAAUCUUAAAGAGAGCUUUAAAGACUAUGAAUUAAGUGAUCAAUGAAACUAAUUUCCAAGAUUUAUUAUAAAAAGUUCCAAGAAAUAUAGUUUAAGAACUUUUUAAUGCCUAUUCUAAAUUUUUAUAAUUACUUGCUCUUACAAUAAAAAGAGAUGAAAAUUCUAUGCAACCCUAAUCUAGAAUAAUUAAAGAUAUAUCUGAUACUAUUAAAUUAGAUUCAGUUGUUGCUACUAUUAUUAAAACACUUAAACAUUGUCCAGUUGAUUUAAUGCAUCUAAGAAUUGAUAUUAGCAAUCGUCUUAAAUAAUCUCUUGUUUAAAAAAGAGAUCCAAUCUAAUAAAAUGAUAUAUAAGAGAAAAUAAAUGAAAUUAAUGCAAAUGUUGCUGAAUUAAUUGAUGAAGAAACAAUUGUAGGAAAGAAUCUUAAAAUACCUCCACAUUAAAAGACUAACAUCUAUUAAAAUUGGUUGGAUAUUGUUAAACAUAUAGUUUCAAGUUAUCUUCCAAAGAAUGAUUAAUAAACAUAAUCACCUAAUAAUUUAGAGAGAAUGUAAACAGAAUUUAUAAAUAAUCAAUCAUAUAUGGAAAAGAUUUUCAAUACCAUAUUUAAAGUAUUAUUUGAUUCUUCUUUGUAAUUAUCAAUUCAUGAAAAAGCAUUAGAUUUAAUGAAAGUAUUUUUAGAAUUAUUCUCAAAACAAAAUACUUAUUUCAUAGAUAAGAAUUUGUUAUAAUAUUAUAUCGAUCAACCUUAACAAUAAUAAUAGUAAAAUGAUUCAAUGUUUAAGGAAGUUACAACUCAUAGCCCAAAAUAUAAAUUGUUAGAUAGAUUAUUUUAGAUGAUUGGAAUGAAAUUAGCAUAAAUUAGAAAAUAAAUCUAACAGAUCAAAGAAAUGUUAAAUAGAACUUAAAAAUGGGGUAAUAUCAAAAAAACAACACCAUAAACAAAUGUAUCAUCUAUGCCUUGUAAUAAUGAAGCUUUAAAUGAAAGAUACAUAACUUAAUUAGAAUAAUAUAUAAAAGAGAAUGAGAUUGACAUUGAUUAGAAUCUUAUCACUUAAUAAGAUUAAGCUGCAACUUAAGUUUAUACUUAUGAUGAUGAGGAAGAAUAUUAAGUAAAUUCUAUAAGUAUUAAUUCAUACAGUUAAUUUGUUGAAUUUGCAAAAGAAGUUAAAUCAAAAAUAUUUGAUUAAUUAAAUGAAAUAUUAUAAAAAUUGCUCCACUUUGUAACUACAACUAAUAAAGAAAUAGUAAUGAAAUAUAAAAAUAGGCCAAAUUGUUAAAUUUCAUAAAGAUUAGCACCUUUAGUUUAAGCAUCAAAUGAUGGUAAACCAUAUUUAAGUAAUUUGUAAUGUCAUUAUAUGUCUAAGAUUAUGAAAAAUGGAUUAAUGAUAUUUGAUGAAUUACAUGAUCAUCAAAGAAAUCAUUUUGAGAUUUUGGAUUAUAAAAAGAAAACAAUACCUUUCUUUAUGCAAUUUUUCAUUUAAUUUUAAGACCCAAUAAAUUUUAAAAAUAUUUUUGAACCUAAUUCUAAAUUAUUGUUAAAGAUUUCUGUAAAUUUAAUUAAGACUUGUCCAGAGACUCAUUGUCUACCAUUAUUAUUAUAAGAUCAUUUAUAAAUAUUAAAUCAUCCAGAAAAUUAAGCAUAAGCAAAAUAAUCAGUAAAAUAUUAUAUCGAAUUCCUAUUAAAUUUAUAUUUGAGAGAAUUGUAAAGUACACCAGAAUUACCAUCUAAAUUUGGUUAUUGUAGAGGUGGUUAACUUAUAUAAAUAAACAAUCAAAAGACUUAAAGUGUUUAAUAAAAAGAUUAAGAUGAAUAUAUUUCAUUAAUUUAGAAAUUAUUAAGAAUUCCUAUAAGAUUAUUUCCUAGAGUGAAAUGCUAAUAAAAUGAAGAACCAAUAGUUAAACCAUUAGUGAAAUAGUUGAUUUUAUUUUUUGUAAAGAAAUCUCAUGAAACAUAUUACCCAAUUGAUUUUUUAGGAUUGUUAUUAUCUCUUGUAAAAAGAAUUUAAAAUAAUGAUUAAGGUGAAGGAUUAUCUAAAUAUUUUUAAUAAUUAUGUGAUAAAUAUGAUAGAAAUGAUAGAUAAUAGAUUCUUUAAAGAUAAUAAUAUGAGAUGUAUCAUAAAUUAAAUUUAAGUGGAGUGAAUAUUGUAUUAAAUAUGUUUGAAUUAUUUUAAACAGGAAUAGUAGAGAUAUAAGAUAUAGUGGCAGAAGUAAUAGCUAACUUCCCUUUGUAAAAACCAAUUCAAAUAAAUUUAGCAAAAUAAUACCCAGUUUUUGCUUAAUGUUUAUUUAGAGCAUUACAUAAUAUUUCCACUAUAGAGAAUUAGGUAAUUUAAAAAACAUUGAUGUUAUUGGAGAAUAUCGUAACAAAUUUAAGUAUGGAAGAGAUGCGAGAAUUUUUUGGAGAUCUUCUUUAACCAUUUAUAGAAAAAUUACUUACAUUCCCAUCUGAAUAUAAAAUGGCAGACAUCUAUUCAAAACAAGCUAACUUAUUUUUAGAUCCUUCAUUCAAAUCUUUGAAGAUAUUAUCAAAAUUAGGAGCAUUAGUUAGAAAAUCAGAAUGGCCAAUAGAAGUAAAAAGGAAUCAUACAGACAAUCCUUUCAUAAAGAAUCAAUAUUUAGAAGUAUAAAUAGAGGGAUUGCAAUCAAAUUUAAAGAUUAAUCUUUCAGAAACAGUGAGAUGUGCAGUUGAAAUUCUUUAGAAUGUAUUAGAAUAAUAAUUAGCUACAUAUUUAUUUAAAUAAUCAUCCAUAUAGCAUAGUUAUUCUAUAGUGAAAAUGGUGCUUUUAGGUUAUUAUAAGAUGCCAAUAUAAUUUGAUCAUGAUUUAUAUAAUUAUUAAAUACCAGAAGGAAUGGCAUUAUAUAUGAAAUUACAAUCUCGUUAAUGUGAAGAAGAUUUAUUAAUAAACAAAGAUGAAGAAUUAAUAGCAGCAGUAACAAAAGUGUUUAUUGGUUUAAGUAAUUUUCAUAAUAUAAUUUAAACAAUUACAACAGCUACAUUUCAUAAAAUUAAAGAAGAUGUAGAAAAUGUAGUAACAACUUUAUCUGAAAUGUUUUUUAUUUAAUUAGCAGAUGAUCAUUGUGAAUAAAUUUAACAACUUAAAUAAACUAAACCAGAUUUAAAUUCACUUUUUGCUAUGACAGAAGAUAUUGUUUCAAAAUAUUUAAGAGAAAAACCUUAAGUUAUAAAAUGGAUCUCUCAUCUUUUUAAAGGUCUUAAUAAGAGAUAUAUGCUUACUGCUGAAGAGAAUAUGAAUUUUAAAGAUUUCUAUAUUUAAUAACAUGAAUUUAUUUGGAAUAAAUUACUUAUGGGAAAUUGUCUCAAUAAAUAUAAGAAAAUACUUUCUACACAUCUUAAAAAUAAUAAUGAAAACAUGAUAUGGGCUUAUAAUGUCUAUUAUACGGUUGUUGUUCGUUUAUUUGAAGAAUUUGUAUAUGAAAAAUUCGGGAAAUAAACAUAAUUGUAAAAAGAAGAUGAUCGUCGUCGAAAAAUAUAAAUUGUUUAAUGUAAUUAUAUUAAAUAAUUAUUAGCUUAUGGAGGUACUAUGAUUCCAUCUGAAGGAUUGAAUUGCAGAUCUAUUUCUAUUGAAUUAUUGACUGAAAUUUAGAAUCUUCGUCCAAAAUUUGAGGAUUAUUAUACAUCUAAUUAAAUUGUUGGCUUACCAUAUAUACCUGAUUAAAGAAUCGUAGAAUGCUCAUUUAUUUUACUUAGAUAAUUAUCAGAAACUAUUAGAGUUGUAUCUCAAUAAUUAACUAAGAAUUUAUUAUUUUAAACUCUCAAUUAAUUGAUCGAGAAUCUUAAUUUUGAUCAUUCAAAAUAUCCUCAUUAACAUUAAAGUACUCUGAUUUUAAAAAAUAAAUUAAGAGAGUUUGUCAAAGUCGUAACUCAAAACUGUUUUACAUUUAAAAAAUCAUUGUUGUAGAUUUGUACUGAAUUAUUUGAUCAUAUAAUCAGCAAUUUCUAUUAGGGUAAUGCUGGUCCAUUAUUUUAUAUGAAUCUUGGUGAAGGAAUGAAUUAAAUGUUUGAAGAACAAAUUAAACCCAUUCCCUUAGAUGAUAUUGCAGGAUCAAAUUUAUAAUAAUUAUAUUGGGUUAAUAUUGAUUAUUCUGAUAUCCCUAAUUCUCCAUAUACUUAAAAUACAGUCUUACGAGAAUUAGUUUUAAUCAUCAAGUAAUUAUGUGAAGAAUAAAAAAUGUCAGACAUUACUGCUUAAAGGUAUGCUAAUGGUUUUAGAAUAUUAACAUACUUGUUAUCAAAAUAAGGUAAGUCUAAAACCUUUUAAUAUUAUUUAUUUAAGAUUGUUCAAAUUGAAAAUGAACCUUCCUUAAUACCUAGCAUUGAUGAAUUUGUAUAAUUAUCAUUUAAAAUCAUCUAAUAAAAUGAAGAAACUUAUUAUAAACAAUCUAAAUUGAUUCUAACUAAUGAUGAAUAAUAAUUAUAGAAUGCUCAUAUCAAUGUAUCACAUGGAUUAGAUGAUUUAGAAUUCAAAAUUAAUAUUGAAGAUAUCGAUUUUGAAAUCAAAUGGUAAAGUUAUAUGGUUGUUGCUGUUUAUGGUUUCUUAAAAUCAAUGGCUACUGUUAAUUACAUAUACCUCAUUCAAAAACAUCUAUAAAAAAAUAUUGAUAAAAAUCAAUCAAUUAAACCUCCAAUUUUAGCAAUGAAAUUCAAAACUGUUGAAAUUCUGUAUGAAGGACUUCUCAGAGUUGAAUCUAGUAUUAGAUAAGCAGGAUAUCGUUAUCUUUAAGAUUUAUUAUAAUAGGAAGGUAUACCUAAUGAUAAAACCUUAUUUGAAAAUGAUGAUCGAUUAAAAAAAGUUAUGAAACCAUUGCUUACUUGUGUUUAGUCUGACAUCUUUCAUUAUGUUCCUUCAUUUUUAAAGUCUUUGAAACUAAUCUUGAAAAUAUUCAGUAAGGUAUUUCAUAGAGCAUUAUCUGAUAAAUUAUAAGGCCAUUUAACAAGGAUUGUUUAAGAAAAUAUUCAAUAACCUUUAGCUCCAAAUGGUUAAUUUUGUACAUAGAUGGAAUGGUUCUAUUAAUAGCAUUAAUCAUAAGAAUCCUUAAACUUCUAGAUGGGCAUUGUAUCUGGGUUAUUAAAAUUAUUUUAACAUCUAACAUCAUAACUCACAAAUCCAUCAACUGGAUCAUCAACUAUUAAUAUUGUCUAGAAAAUUAUUACAGAUACUAACAAUCUAAGACGAAAUUAUGUUUUUAAAGUAUCAUAAAUGUAAUUAAAUUAAUGUAUCGAUAAACCAUUAGUUAAAUUUUUAAACACUUUAGCUGCUAAUUAUUUUGAUGUCUUUUAAUCCUCUUAUAAUAUUGCAUAGAUCUAAUAAUUUUAAAGAUAAUUAGAAGGAGUCAGCCAACUAUUAUCUAAUCAAACUCCAAUCAAAGGACUUUGGGAAUAAUUAAGAGAACGUCUUCAAUAUAUUAAAACAGUUAGACAAGUUAUUUCAGAACCAACAGCAUUUCCAUUAAGAGAGAAAUUAUGUAGAGAAAAAAGUUAAUUAGCAUAAAAAAUGGAAAGAUUUAAUAAAUUUAUUGAUGAUCUUAGUUCUGCUUUAGAAAAAGGAUUAUUAAAUGUUUAAACUCCAUUAAAUCCAGAAUAAUAAUAAUCAUUUCAUUAAUCUUAUCUUUAAAAAUUAAUUAAUGUUAUAAGUGAAAUAAAGAUAGAAAUUGUUUAAUUCGGAUUUUAAUUAUGUAAAAGAAAUCCAUCAUGUUUAAAAAAGAAUAACCAUUUCUUAGAGAAUUGUAUCUUAAAUAAUAUAAAAGAUCUCUUAGAUAAAUAAAAAUUAAAUAAUUAAAACAGAAGAUUUCAAUAGAGUCAUUUACAAUAAGCUUAUAAUCAAUUAAUACUAUCAAAUUAAUAAAUAAAUAGUUUACUAAAUAGACAUUGCAGUAUGUUAAAAUAAUUCAUUUCCUAAAAUGAAGAUAGUAGAACAGCUAUUUAAGGAAUGUUAAGAUUAAUACUUUAUUCUACAUAAGAUAAAGUAAGAAAAUGGGUUUUGAAUGUAGCAAUGAAUAAAUCAAUAUCAUUAAGAAAAAGAAUUAUUGAAAUUUGGAUGGAUAAUUUCAAAUUUUCUGAUGAUGAUUAAAUCAAUCAAGUUUAAAUGAUUACUGGAUAUCAUGUAAUCUAUCCUAUUUUAUUCCAUUCUAAUUAAAGAAAUGAUUUGAAUUAAAUAAGCUAAUUGUCUCUAUUUUAAAGAAUGAAAGAGAUUAAUGAUGACUUUUUUAAAUAUUAUGGUAAAAUUUUAAGUGAUAUUGAACAUCAUUGUCCAAUGAAUUUUACUUAUAAAUUACCUAAUAAUUUAACAGCAAAACUUUCUGAUGUAAAUCAUUAUUAUAAAUCAUCAGUGAUAGAUAUGCUUUAAAUUAGUUCUUAUUUAUUAUGCUUUUAAGAACAAUAAUUACCUUCAGAUUUAAAGAUGUCUUUCUUAUAAUUUGGAUAUGAUAUGAUUAACAAAUCAGAUAAAUUGGUAGCAUUUCACGCUAAUUUCUAUUUUAGUAAAUUUUUAAAAAAAAUUGGAUUAAUUUAAAAUGAUCCUAUAUCUGUAAAUAAGAGAUAUUUGAAAAUAUAUAAUAAAGCCUUAAAAUAAUUAGAUGAGAGUGGAUAAUCUGAAUAAGAAUUAUAUAGUUUAUGUAAGAAGAUAUUAAGUGUUGUCUUACCAUGGUUGGAUUAAGUAGAAGUACAAGAUCAAAAAGAUUGGAUUUAAGCAACAUAAUAAUUACUCAAAUAAGAAUAAUAAAAUUUGGAUCAUGAAUAGGCUUAAAAAGUUAGUAGAUUCUGGUCAAUGUUUAUUAAGAAUCAUAAGAUUUUUCACAAACAUCAUGAAUCAUUUACCAUACAUAUAAUCAAUUCUAUGUAAUAAAUUGGAUUUUUCAAUUAGAACUAAUAACCUCAAGCAUAAAUUAUAAUUAAUAGUUAUCAAAAUUAUAGAAGAAUUGCUUUGGAUAUGGCAUUUCUAUAAGUAGAAUGGAAGACAAAAUUAAUUAAGAAUGAUUUGUUAUAAAAUAAUUCAAAGAAAUUCCGUGAUUCAUUUUAUUAGAGCGAAGCCCAAAAUCAUGAUGAAUCCUUAUCAAGUGAAAUCUAUUAAUCUUUUUUUAUAAAAUAAUCAUUAAAAGCUCAUAAUAUAGAGGAUGCUGAGCUUUAAAAGAGGGCAUUAUAUUUAUUAAAAAAAAUAUUAAUAAUAGCUCCCCUUACAAAUUAUAAAAUGAAUAUGGAAACGGUGAAAAAGAAUAUUGCAAAUUUAAUGAAUUCAAUAGUGGAACCUUAAUAAGGGAAUUAGGCAAUGCGAACAAUAUCAUUAUAACCUACAGCUUCUCCUUAUUUUAGAUAUUUCUUAAUUGUAUUACAUAUACUAACAAUAAUAGCAGAGUUUUAACCUGCAAACAAGAUAAGUUAAUUGUAUUAACCAUUUUUUGAUAUAAUUUUCAAUAUGAAUCAAUUACCAGAUUAAGUCUAAUAAUAAAUGCCUCCUAGACCAAAUGCUGGAAGAAUUCCUCCAGCAUAACCUAGAUAACCACCUCCUUAAUAGAGAAUGUAGUAUAAUUAACCUCCAUUGGAUAGAUCUCAAUAACAUUAAAAUGCAUUAAGUUAAGAUCAUGCUCCUCUUGUGUUCUAAAUUUAUAAUAUAUUUAGAAAAUUAGUGAAGAAUGCAAAGGAGAAUUUGAAUGAAUAGAGUGAACAAUUUUUAAAUUAACUGUCAAAUUGGGUAAAGGAAACUAUAUAAUAGCAUCCUUAAUUUAAAAGAAAUAAUCCUUAACCAAUUAAUUCAUUUAUGGGAAAUAGAAUUUCAACUUAAAUAGUAAAAGUUAAUAUUUUGUCAAUAUUUUUACUGAAAUUGUUUUUCAAUCAUGAUUUUAGUUAUGUAAGACCUUUAUUGGGUUCAUUAAAGAGAAUAGCAGAAAUGUUGAUUGAAUAUUUAAAAUAGAAGGAUAAGGGAGAUUAAUAUUUAGAUAAUAUGAGAAAGUAUACUAUUCCUAAGAAGUAAUUUAAUAUAAAAGAAAAUGAGCAAUGGGAGAAUGAUUCUUAGAAAUAGUAUACUCAUUCAGAUUUAUCAUAAUAUAUAGGUGAUUUUGGAUUGAUGACAGAUGAUUUUCCAUUUGGAGUUAAAAAAAGUGAUGAAAUACUUUAUUUUCCAGAAGAAUUUCCUGAAAAUUAGAAGAUUAAAUUUCAUUUAUAUAGAUCUGCUCUUCAAAAGACAUUAAAGAUGAUAGGUUAUAAUUUUGAUGAAAUAAAAGAUUAGAAGGAAUAAGUGGAUUAUUUACAAUAAUUAAUUUGGAUAAUAGAAUCAGUACCAGAUUAUGAGUUGAAAUUGGAAUGUAUAGCAAUAUUAAGAAUGUUAUUUAUUAAUGGAAUAUCAAAUAGAGAAGGCUAUUUAUAGGCUAUAUCACUUUAUUUAUCACCAGUAAGGUCAUAUUAAGUAAGAUAAGAAUUGAAUAGAAUGGAAGAAAAUUUGUAGUUUAAACCAUCUAAAAUGCCAUAUGAAUAAUAAUUAAGUUUCUUUUUUGAUUUAAACAAAUUUCAAAAUAUGUUUGAUAGAAAGAUUGAUUAAAGAAGUUCUGAUAGUUAUGAUAAUCAACAUGGAAAGAUACAAGACUUGAAAGUGUUGAAGUUAUAUUUUAUGUUCUUAUGUGAACUAUUAUUGGUAUAUCCAUUUAAGAAAUAAUAAGGAUCGAUAAACAGUGGUUUUUAUUUAUUAAAGAAUAUAUUUGAUAAAGGAAAUGGUUCAUUAAGAGAAUUUAGACGAAUUUUAUAAGUGAUUAGUAAAUUAAGUACAUGUUUAGAUUAUUUGUAAUUCUUUUAUAGAAUGAUUCUUGAUAUUUAUGGAUAUACUUAUGAUAGAUUCCUACAAUUUGUAUUAGGUGAUCCAAGUUGUAAAUAAUAAGACUAACCAUUAUAAACAGAAGGAGAAGAGAUUAUGUUGAUGGCAGUGAAAUUCUUAAUGUUAGGAAGAGGAUAAAUGAUAUAUAAUAAAGAAUUUUAACCCACUUAACCUAAUUAGAUAAUUGUAAAAGUAGUACCUAAAGAUGAAGACUCUAUAAUGAGAGAAUAAGUACUUAAUAAAUAUUUGGCAAUUUAUUAUCGAAAGAAAUAUUGGUAGAAAUUAUACAAUUCUAGUAUAAAGUUAUUUACAAGUGAAUAUCUACCAUCAAUAGUCAUUUAUAAUUUAUCGUAUAUUCCAAUAUAAGAUUAACCAUAAUAGCCAUUAAGAGAAUGUAUAAUACCAAGUGCUGCCAUUGAAUUAAUGGGUACUGCUGCUAAUGUUAGUAGUCGUUUACUUAAACCUAUUUUUAAUCAAGUAAUUUUAAAUGAUAUUAAAACAAUCACACAAAUUACUGAUUAUCUAUCUUAAUAAUCGGUAUCUAAUGGAACUCUAUAAACUAUAUCAAAUUUCUUGGUUCAAUAGAUUAUAUCUCAGGUGAAUAAUAUUUAUGAUUUUAUGGAAAAUCAAUAAUGCCAUCUAAAUUUCAAUAAUCUAAUCAUGUGUCUUAGAUAAAAGAAUCUUUUACCUUUAGCAUAAUAUUUAUUGGAAUAUAUUUAUUAAUACUUAAAUGAAGAUUCAUAAUAUUAUUCAUAAUUAAAUGAAGAUAUACUUGUAUAAUUAUAAGGAGUAUAUUAAGAAUAAUGGAAUAAGUAAUGUUUACUGGGAUGUAAAUCUUUAAGCGCCACUUAACCUUGGGUUAGAUAAUUGGUAUUGAUGAAUUAAUUAAGAGAACCUGCUUAAUCAUAUUAAUUAAUAUUAAACAAUUAAGAAACUAUUGAUUAAUUUUGGUUGUAUUUAGAAUAAGAAACUCAUGAAGCAUAAGGUAUUUAAAAAGAAUAUGAUUCAUAAAUAAUUCAUUAAUUAUUUACAGAAUCACUCUAAUAAUUAAAUCAAUGGAAUACUCUUAAAUAAAUUGAUUUGAGUAAAGUUUAAGCUGUAUAGAAUAAAAUUAUAAUGGGUUUUAGAGAAAGAUAGAGAGAUGCAACAGAUUAAGGAUGGAAAGAAUUAAAUCUAUUAUCAGAAGUGAAACCAAAUAUGCAAUAGAAUGAUCUCUAUUGUUAUAAUUAAGCUUAUUUUAAAUUACUGGAUUUUGUUAGAGAUGAAGCAUCUUCAAAUUAACAUGGAAGAGGAGGUAAUCAUGUAUUAUAAUCAAUUGAAUAAAAUCUUAAAUAUGCUUAAAUAAUCAAUUGUUACAAUUUCAUUAAAACUUUACCAAAACUAACAUAAUCUUAUGAUUAAAUGAUGUCAUCUCCAUAAUUAUGGGGUACUAAAUUCCUUAAUUUUGUAUCAUAAUUCUAAUUAUAUACUGAAUUAGAAGAAAGUCUCAGAUAAUAUGCUCCUACAUAACCUGCUUAUCCUGGUUAAGCUUAAAAUGCUUAUGAUUCAUUAUUAGAUGUUAUAUCAAAUGCAUAUUAAUCUAGUCUAUCAAGUAAAAAAUACUUUUUUGAAAGACAACCAACUAUUAUUGAUUAAUAAGAAUUCACUUUUGAUUUAAUCAGCUAAAGAAUGGUGUAAUUAUAAAUGUGUCUAUAACGAUUUAAUGGAUAACUUAAUUAAUUUAUAAACAAUUAAUAAUUACCCUCAACUAUCAUUCUAGAUUAAAAGAGUUAUUAACUAGCUGCUUUAGAUUAUAAAACUCUCUUAUAUCCAAUGAGAUAUUAUCAAUAGAAUGGUAUUUUUGAAUUAUUUGAUGAAUAAUCAAUUUUAAAAGAAGUACCUAAAGCAUUAUAAAUUUAUGCAGAAAAAGUUUAUCAAUUAGAAAAAAUUAAAUUUAAAACUGCCAAAUUUUAGGAUAUUGAUAAUAAUCAAUAGAAUUUAACAGAUUUGUUUAAUUAUUUUAAUGUCUAAUAAUUAGGAACUUAUAGUGCAGAAGAAUUCAAAAAUUACAUGAUUAGUAAAAUUAGAAGAUAUAAGAUGAUUAAUCAAUUUUAUAAAUUAUUAAGAUUAGAUCAAUAAUCAGAAUCUUCUGGUAUGUAAAUUGAAGAAUAAAAAUUAGAAAUUAUGGUAACUUAAACAAAUGAAUUCUUUAUUUAAAAUUAAGUAAACUAUUUAAAAUUCUGGAAAGAUGUACAUAAAGUUUAUUAACUUGCUCAUAAGAAAUAUAGUAAUAAUAUCAAAUUUGCUCAUCAUUAUAUUUAAAUAACACCUCUUAGUAUGUAAUAUAAACCAUAAAAAUUCCCUAUUACAGGUAUGUAUAUGUUUCAUAUUCUAAACAUAACAAAUCCUACUGAUUCAAUUGUAACAGAUGCAUUCUCUUAAAUUGUUGGAUCUAUACCUUUACAUCUAUUACAAAGAUUCAUAACUUAAUUAAUAUCAACAUAUUUAUAAACUCCAUGUGAUUCAACCAAAAAAGAUUGUUUAGAAGCUAUCAAUAAAUUAUGUAUCUUCAAUCCUCUAAAUAGUUUAUAACUUAUAUAAUAUAUAAAAAGUAUAGGUUAAUGUAAUGAUGAAAGAUCCUCAUAACUUAUCAAUUCAAUUCAACAUUCCUCUAAAUUAAAUCAAAAAAUUGCUUCUAUUUACUCAUUACGUUAUCUUUAUAAUUCUAUUUAUGAUUAAUAAGUUUGGAAUAAUGUUGAAGAAAUUAUUUAUCUAUGUGGUAAAAUCUUGGAUUCCAAACAUUUUGAAAUUCCAUCUAAUAAUCUAAAUGAAAAAUGUUAGACAAUUUUAAAUAUUAUCUAAAAGAAUCCAUAAAUUAAAGAAAUGAUAAAAUACUAUUGUUAAAUUAAUGAUUUCAAUAAAUAACUUAAAGCAGAUCAAUUAAAUACUAUAUAACUUAUUUAUCUAGCUUCUUUGAAAUGUAUAUAUAUCAAUCUUUUUGGAAUCAGUAUGAACUCUAAAGAAGAUUUCCCAUUAUAAUUAAGCAAUUCUAUCAAUUCAUUAAUUCCUAAAUAAAUUUAAAUUGAUUAAUUGUAUUCAAUUAAUGAUGAAUUUUCAAUGAAUUAACUUCCAAUGUUAGGAUAUGAUGGAUUAAUCAAAAGAACUUAAGCUUAUGAAACUAUCUACAUUACUAAUAUGUUUCCAACUAUUCAUAUUAUGUUUUUAAGAAGAAAAAGAUUUAUAAGAUAAUUAGCCUUAUUGGGAAGUGAUGAAAAAAAAUAUCUAUUCCUUUUAAAAACUAAAAAAAUUGAAAACAAAAGAGUUAUUCAAACUAUUCUAGAUGAACAUAUUUCAACUUAGUUUGUUAAAAUGACCAAUAUAUUGAAUUAAAAUUAUAAAGAGACCAAAAUUAGAAAUGUUAAACAUAUGCUUUCAGAUAAAUAUCUUUUAGAAUAUGAAAAAUUAAAUUAUCAACUUGAACCAUAUCAAGAAGAAACUUACAAUCUUAGUAAUAUUUUAGACACUAUUCUUUAAAUCCAUUAUCAUGCUAAUCCAAAAAAUGAUUCAUCUGUAAAAAUACCUUAUUAUAAGUAAUUAUAAAAUAAUUAUAAUUUAGUCGUUAAAUAGAAAAAGAUUAUUUAAAGAAAUCUGAUUUAACUAAUUACAUACUGAGAUUUUCAAAAACAAUUGACACUUUUGUUUAAAUAAGAAAAAUUAUAGUUGUCAAUAUUGGUGUUCAUUAUGCUUUAUCAUUUACAAUGGCUAGUAGUUAAUCACCUAAAUAAUUGGAAAAUCUUCAAAUUAAUUUAAGCAAUGGAAAUUUCUUUUAGAAGAAAUAUUUGUUUAAAGUCAAUAAUCAAAGGCUUGCUUUAUAUGAUCCAUUUGCUAUAAGAUAUUCAAGAAAUAUUGAACAUUUAGUUGGUGAAGUCAAUCUAAAUGCAUAUUUAAUACCAUCAUUUACAGCAACCAUUAUAGGCAUUCUAAAUAUCGAGUAAAUAUUUUUAUUUAUAAAUUUUUAGUCUUCAUGAAUACUUGAAUGUUGUAUUUUGGUAAUUAGGAUGUAAAGAUUCUCUUGAACCAUUUAUUAAAAAAUUAAAAGAUGUUGUUUAUGAUAAUGAUGUUAUAGAUUCUAAAUGUGAUAGAUUAAUAGUAAUUUCAAAGAAUUUAUUCAAUGGUUAAGAGAAACUUAAAUUAUGGGUAAAAAGAUGGUUCUGA
Paramecium sonneborni is the source of this 13835-nucleotide messenger RNA. Lineage: Eukaryota; Ciliophora; Oligohymenophorea; Peniculida; Parameciidae. The record is from the annotation of a GenBank genome assembly.